AUGGAAGCGUGUGAUUUCUUUGGGAAUUACCACCUCGAUCGCCUCAACAAUGAACUGUGCGCUACAAGGGCAACCCUUGUACUGAAGAAAGGUGUUGACUGCGUCGAGGCAAUUAUCAGGGUUGCGAACACGUUGCGAGGCUCAUUAAGCUUCGAGAAAGGCAAACUGAGUGGACCCCUAAUGUCUACGAUGAUGAUGGGGAGCGAAGAACAGAUGAAGAUAGAGACGGCCCUAACGGAGGGAUUCCAAGCUGGGUUUUCUGUGCACUUGGUUGAUUACACGCUGACGUUGACGACGGAGCAAAACACCCUCGUCUUCGAGCGCGACGUUUGUGUAGAGAUGCUUGUUGGCGAGUACAUGCUCAGUGCAUUCAACGGAGAACAUGUAUCCCUUGACAGUUUGAAACUGGCUUUUGUCCCCAGUGGUAAGGGUUGCAUAUCUAUGAUCGCCCAGUUCACCAACUCGCUUCGGGGUGAGCUGAGUCUUGAUGAUGGCAUACUGAAGGGCGCAGUCGCCUCUACGAUGAAUGAAGUGGGAGGUAUGAUGAAGGAGAUGGAGGAGAGGUUCCGUGCGGGAAUGGAGAACGGCAUGUACGUGUCUCUCGAUGGGAAGCAUCUCACCCUAAAAGAUGAUCACAAUGUCUACCUGUAUUUGCGCUUGCUGGUGCCAGACGAUCUCGCUGGGGAGUACGUGUUGAAGAGUCUCAAUGGCGGUCCUGUGGAAUCGGAUGAGCAAAUAACACUUCUUCUUUCCCAUGAUGCAGAGGCGGAUGGGAUAGAUGUGCUCGCAAAGGUAUCGAACACUCUGCGUGGGAAGGCCACACUGCUGAGGGACACACUGAAGGGGAUGCUGAUGUCAACAAGGAUGAUGGGGAGCGAGGCGGAGAUGCUUGUGGAGGGCGCGCUGACUAGCGGUUUCAAUACUGGGUUUCUCUGCUGCGUUGACGCUGGAGAGCUGACGUUGACAUGCGGCGACAACACGCUUGUGUACACGAAGGUGGCUGCUGUACCAUACGAGAAUGGGAAACCAGCGUACCUGGGUGAAAAUGUGGCGCAGUGCUUCAAGGGCCACGGCAACGGUCUGAUGUUUCGCAUCAUCAACGCUGCUGAGAGAAAGUGGGCGUUCUACAAUGAUACAAAGAAGUACAAGAUGCGUGUGAAGGUGGUGUUUGGCACUCGGUCAAAAGUAGAGGGUCUUGGCAACACGCGCAUCACUGUGAGCGAUGGUGGCCAUCAGAUAGCCGAGGUGACAGUGGCACCUGGUGCCACAGAGAUGUUCAUUGUGGGAUACGUGAACGGGUACAAAUGCUCGUACGACGCGCUGCCCGUAUAG
This is a messenger RNA of Trypanosoma theileri, 1332 nucleotides long. Its product is annotated as META domain containing protein. The transcript has a single exon. Bases 1 to 1332 code for a protein of 443 amino acids. Lineage: Eukaryota; Euglenozoa; Kinetoplastea; Trypanosomatida; Trypanosomatidae. The record is from RefSeq and is a predicted model, not a curated record.